AUGGGUGGAGUUCGGGCAGCCAAAUAUAUCUGCAAUGCAAAGCCCAAAGAUCUACCUUUGGAGCCAAUUUGCAUCUACCGCAGCCCGGAUUCUAAAACACAACCAACUGAAAAACCAGAGAAGAUCCCAGCUGGCAUCAACCCUCGAGUGUGGGAACUGUCCAAAGCCAACAGCCACUUCGCCCUCAUGUUUUUCAAGCAGCUUGCUGAGGGAAAGUCCAACGAUGAAAACAUCUUUCUGUCGCCAAUAAGUAUCUCAACAGCUUUCGCCAUGACGAAGCUAAGGGCUUGUAACACCACACUGGAGCAGCUCAUGAAAGUUAUUCAGUUCAAUACAAUAAAGGAGAAGACCUCAGACCAGGUCCAUCUCUUCUUCGCCAAGCUGAACUGUCGACUAUACUGCAAAAAGCAUGAGACAACAGAUUUGAUCUCUUGUUUGGAGAAAAUCUAUGCAUUUUAAUGAGUCCUACCAGCACAUCAGUGAGAUGGUCUAUGGAGCCAAGUUGCUGCCUCUCUCGAUUUUAAGGUUACAUUAUAAGUGUCUAAAUGUAGCACAUCUGAUCUUUGACACUGUACUAAACA
Messenger RNA from Cyprinus carpio (common carp), 581 nucleotides. Its product is annotated as antithrombin-III-like. Bases 1 to 459 code for a protein of 152 amino acids. The record is from RefSeq and is a predicted model, not a curated record. Lineage: Eukaryota; Metazoa; Chordata; Actinopteri; Cypriniformes; Cyprinidae. The transcript is spliced from 3 exons.